Molecule: messenger RNA, 7110 nt
Organism: Myripristis murdjan (pinecone soldierfish)
Lineage: Eukaryota; Metazoa; Chordata; Actinopteri; Holocentriformes; Holocentridae
Product: mucin-17-like
Exons: 9
Coding region: 151-5583 (1810 amino acids)
Biological process (GO): mitotic sister chromatid cohesion
Cellular component (GO): nucleus; chromatin
Molecular function (GO): protein-lysine-acetyltransferase activity
Source: RefSeq, a predicted model, not a curated record
CUGCAGCUUGAUAUAGAAUCUGAACGUAAAGGAGGUGAGAAUGAAAGGCAGGGAGACGUUGAGUUAGCUGAUGUUUCAGAUGGCCCUAGAGAUGCAGAUGUAGAAGAUGAAGUGUCAUCAAAUGAAAUAAAUCCUCUCCCAGAACAGGUGAUGGCAGUACAUAGUAAUCCAAAUGGUCAGAGUGAGCAAAAUCAAGUGACAGCAGAGUCUGUAGACCAUCCACACACGGAAACAGAUGUCAGUGUCAAAACUGAAGUUGCCCUCAAGGAGGAAUCAAUAUCUAAACCAACCACACAGGACCAACUAAAUCAAGAGGUGCCAGAUACAUUUACCAACUCAUGUGAUGGAGUGAACUCCAUAGAUAGCAAGUCUGGAGUAGAUGAAAGUGAAAGAAAGGAUGUUGAAUCAGGGUCCACUGAGCCUUUCGCUGGGACAGGUUGUUCUGGUGAGGCACAGCAGAGCUCUGGCGCUCAAGAGGAGAUGGUCAAGACAUUUGCCAGCUGCACCUCUGAAGUGUUGACAGCACAUUGUGAUGCUGGUACUGAGGGAGAUAAAGGACAGAUUGCUAAACAUGUGAUGGUUCCAGAGGGUCAGCUAGAUGUGGACAUGCUGACUAAAACAACAGCAGAGGAGACAUGUCACCCAGUACUUGCAGUGGCUGUACAAAACCAGGGUAACAAAGAAGAUAAUGACCACACUACAGAGAUACAUACUGAAAUGCAUAAAGAUGAAAUGAUGGGAAAUUCCAAAAGUAUGGAAAAUGAAGACAACAAGGUGAUCUCUGAAUGUGCCUCUGUAUCGCAGAGUCAAAUGGAAAUGGAAAUCAAUACGACAGAAACAUUAGAGGAAAUGUCUGAUCCAGAACCUAAACAGGAAAUACAAAGUCAGACGAGCCAUGAAGUCAGUGAACACACUAUGGCCUUAUCUAAUGACAUUGAGAAAGGUCUUCUGACAACACCAGAGGAAAUUUCUAAUCCAGCACUGAGAGUGGAAAUACAAAACCAGGGGAGUCAGGAAGUCAGUGAAUCCACCACAGAUGUAUCAGUUGGCGUUCAAAAGGAUCUAAUGAUUGCAAAUUCUGAAUGUAGGGAAAAUGAAGACAUGGUAAACUCUGAACUUGACACUGUUCCUGAGAAUCAAAUACAGACAGACAUGCAGACUACAGCAACAUUAGAGGAGAUUUCUAAUCCAGCACCUAGACAGGAAAUAGAAAGCCAGGGGAGCCAGGAAGUUAACGAACACACUAAGGCCUUAUCUAAUGAAGCUCAGACAGGUCUUUUGAUGGCAAAUUAUGGAAGUAAGGAAAAUGAAAACUUGGUUGUUGUGGCAGAGGUGAACAGUGCCCCAGCUGUCCAAAGGAAUAUGGAUGUAAUAACUGGAUCAAUAGAGGAGACUGCAGAUUCUGUCCCAGAAGAGGAAAUAGGGAGCCAGGUGAUUCAUGAGGUCAAAGAAAAGGUCACAUUCAUGUCUCGUGAAAAGGUUAACAAAACAGUCAGUAAUACUGAAGGUCAAGGAGAACAAAAUGGAAGAGAUGAAUUAAUAGUUUUUGUUUGUGGCCACCAAGAAGACACUGAUCUUGUAAUUCAAGCUUCAGAGGAGAUUAAGACAAUUAAUCAGUCAGAAGGUGAGCUUCAUGAAACGCAGGUGGUGUACGAGGCCAUUAGCAGUCCGGAGAGUAAUCCAGAUAUGGAAGUUUGUGGAGUGACAGAGGACAAGCCUGGUGUUGCUCCUUUACUGGACAUUCAGAGUAAAGAGACUGAGGAGAUUAAAGAAGAUUUACAGACCCUCUCUGCUAAUGAAGAAAAUGUACUAAUUAGUAACCCACAACAAGAGGGUGAGGAACACAGUGAUAAGAAGCUCAUUUGUCUCUCAAACAGCCAAGCUGCUAUUGAAAUGGAAAUGCAGACCAUCAGUGUGGCAGAGAGUUCUGCCUCUGCACAGUUGGAGCCGAUUAAUGGGACCGUGGAUGUGAAACAAGUUGCAGUGAUCAGCUCAAGUGACGAUAUCAGCCUGCCAGAUGGCAAGUCAGGCGAUUUGGGAGAAAAAAAUGACAGAAAUGGAUUUCCAGAAUCCAUCAAUGCCACUGAGUUUUCUGAACAGGUGCAGGAGGACAUGGGCCUUCAGGAGGUUGUAGAUGUCACAGUGACAACGACAGCCACAGCUGAAGUUGAGAUGCCAGAUAGCACGUCUGAAAAUUUUGUGAUCUUGGAACCAAUCAGUGCCCCAGAGAGCGAAAUUCACAUUGAUAUUGUGACUCAAGCAGCAGCUGAAUCAGGAUUGUCAGCUUCAUUUUCAGAAUCAGUGAAUCCAGACAGUACUUUGGCAGGUGAGCAUGAGGAAAGCAAAAUAAUAUUAGACUUAAACAACUCCCAACAGAGCUUGUCUGCUGAGGUAGAAGUGCAGCAAUGCCCAGAAUCUGAUGAGAUGAAAGACGUUUCAGUGACCAAUUCAUCUGAAGAAUUACAUGAAAAUUUGCAGACUAAGCUUGAGGCAGAGAAUGCAACUAUGCUGCCUUUAGGGGAAAAUGUUCAACUCAAUCAAAAUUCUGAUCAUUGUAAGCAGCCACCGUCUGACAUAAACAUUUCUGAUACCACAGAGAUUGAGAUGGCAAACUGUCAUGCCCAUGAACCUUUUGAGAGUCCAAAGGAAGGUUGUGAUGCUGUGGUGAGAGAGAAUGUUGAGGGUAACUUGGAGCUACAAGAACUGCAGAUUUUUGAGGACAUAGAAAUUGGACAUGAGAUUGUCGUGAUGGAGGGUGAGAAUGAGGAGGAAGAUAGUGACAUCACGAUAAUAGAAAACUCCCAGGAAACACCAGAAGCAGUCUCUGGUAAAGCAAGGGGCAAUGAAGGAAAAAAUGCAGGUGAUGCUCAGAGGUGUGAGACCAACCAACAAAACAGCACAGCUAGCGUGAAAACUGAAGAUGCUACAAAUUGCCAAGAGGCUGUAGAAAAACCCAAGAAACAAGAAAUGAAUACACAGGCCAGAACCAAAGCCCGUCUUGCAGCUUUAGCCGAGCAAAAGGCUGCAGCCUCUAAAAGAACAGCAAAUAGGCAGCAGUUGAACCUCUUAGCCCUAUGUGAGGAAAUCGCUGAGGACAUUGCCACAGACAGCAUGCUGUUGAAGAGAAUAGAGGAGGAAAAACAAGCAGCAGUAAUAAAGGCUGAAGCCAGUAAGAAAGAAAGCCCACCUGUGAACACACAGGAUGCAGACACGGUUAAUGCUGCAACUGCUGCUGGACCAGAGGAGUGCUCUCCAUCAGUGCCACCUGCUGAUGAGGCCUCUGCUGCCAAACCCGAAACAGCUGAUUUAACUGAAACAAAGCCUUCUACAGAGCCUUCUACAGAGUCUUCUACAGAGCCUCCAAAGAGACGCUUCUUCAUCACCCAGGUUACUGUGCCACUCAAAGCCCACGAGAAAAAAAAGCUGACUCGAUAUCAAAGAUUAAGGCAGGUUGAACUUCAGAGAGAGAAAAUGUCUUGGACACGUGUGAAGAAGCUCAAGUCUGACCAAGCAAAUCAGAUGAUGUUUUCAGAUAUAGAUUUUAAGUCAUCCCUGUCUGUGACCUCUUCAUUCUCAAUAACUCCUGCGACCACACCUCCUCCACCUGCCGCCAGUCCAUCUAAAAGCCCUCUUCCAAGUCCUUCCUCCGUUAGUAAACCUACCACACCUAAAAUAGAGCCUUCAAAGACAGAGCCUCCCAAGCCUGAGCCACCCAAGGCUGAACCCAUCCAGAACGAACCUCCCAAAACUGAAACCCCGAAGGCCCAGACUCCUAAAGCUCCUAAAGCAACCCCUACUCCGGGGCCAACUGUUAAAGUGACCAGAUCAGCAGUGAAAAGGACCCUUCCAGCUGUACCCCCUCCCAUGCCUAAUGGACUAAAUGCGCAGAAGUCGAAGCCUGAUGUGGAGUACAAGCCAUACAGACCAAGACCCAAAUAUUCCCCUGAUGACUUUGAAUUAGAUGAUGACCUGCCACCAGUAGUUCAAACAAAGCCCACACUUCAGUCAAGGCCCAUACCGCAGACAGGACCAAACCCUCAGUCAAAACCCACAACUCAGUCUAAACCCACACUGCAGUCGAAACCAGCAGUUUCAUCACAGCUCCACAACCAGACAAAACCCAAAGCUCAAACAACAUCUGCCGGACAAAUCUCAGGUCAGUCAAAACCCGCUGGUUUAACCACAAGACAGUCAAAGCCUGUUGUUUCCACUACUCUUCAGUCAAAGCCUGCCAUUGCAACAACUCCCCUGUCAAAGGCUACUACUACUACAACCCCAGCUCCAUCAAAGCCUGUUGUCUCAGCCAAAGCUCAAUUAAAGCCUCCUGUUUUGUCCACACCUCAGUCAAAAGCUGUUGUCUCAGAUCCAGGUCAGUCAAAGACCACCGGUUCCGGUACGUCCCAAUUAAAGCCCACCAGUGCAGCUACAGCUCAGCUGAAGCCUUGUACUCCAACAACAGCUCAGCCUUCUGUUUCAUCCACAUCUGAGGCACAGUCUGCUGCUCCUAAGGCAAGUGUUCCUUUGAUGCCUCUGAAAAUCCCAAAUCCUCCUUCACCGAAAAGUGUCAAAUGCGAGAACUCUGCUGAUCCAGUUGCAUCAUCUCUUACAUCUUCCCUUCCCUCUGAAGAGUUGAAAGGUUCUCAAAAAACACUGCAGUGUGAAGAAAAGUCUGCAGUCGCUGAUAUAAAGCCAUCUCCAGAGAAUCAGGCAGAAACCGUCAAAACAGCUGAGAAGACGACAGAAAAGCUUUCUGAUGGAGCAGUAAAGCCACAAGGCAAUGAGACUCCUCUCUCAGAUGCUUGUCUACAAAAGGAAGUCAAGAAACUAAAGGAGGCUGACAAAGAUGGCAACCAAACUAUCAUUGACGCGGGGCAGAAACACUUUGGAGCUGUGACCUGCACUGUGUGUGGGAUGCUCUACUCUGCUGCCAACCCUGAGGAUGAAUCUCAGCAUUUACUCUUCCACAACCAGUUCACCAGCGCUGUCAAAUAUGUGGGAUGGAAAAAGGAGAGGAUCCUGGGGGAAUAUCCUGAUGGAAAGAUCAUUCUUGUCCUGCCAGAUGAUCCCAAAUACGCUCUCAAAAAGGUUGAGGAGAUCAGGGAGAUGGUGGACAAUGACCUCGGCUUCCAGCAGGUGGAGACCAAGUGUCCCUCUCAGACCAAAACCUUCCUGUUUAUCUCCAACGACAAGAAAGUGGCUGGAUGCCUCAUAGCAGAGCACAUUCAAGAGGGGUACAGGGUGAUUGAAGAGCCCCUUCCAGAGGGUUCGGAGGGAGAGAAGGUAAUGUUUGAGCGGCAGAGAGCCUGGUGCUGCUCCACCACCCCUGAACCUGCCCUGUGUGGCAUCAGCCGCAUCUGGGUCUUCAGCAUGAUGAGACGCCAGGGCAUCGCCUCGCGCAUGAUCGAGUGCCUCAGGAACAACUUCAUUUAUGGUUCAUGCCUGAGCAAAGAUGAGAUCGCUUUCUCCGACCCGACUCCCGAUGGGAAACUCUUUGCCACACAUUAUUUCGGCACCUCUCAGUUUUUGGUUUAUAACUUUGUUAGUGGAACGCGCUCAUCCCAGCCCAAGACCGAUGCAGUUUGACAGCCUUGAGGAAAGGUAACGACGAAUUGGACACGUAUAGGAUUUAACUGCGGCACUCACUAACCAAUGGGACCCGCCCUCACUAUUCAGUAUCCGAAUCGCACCACUGACGCCAUGUCUUUAGUUACACAGCGAAUCAAAACUGACUAUAAAUUACUCCUCGGAGGGGAUACACAUUAGUUUUUAAUCUCAGGAUGAAAACAACAAGGUGUUGUUGAAAAAUGUUAUGAAUCCACCCUUUAAUCCCUCCCGGCAUAGUAUUUUGAAACAAAGAAUAUUUUCUUUAUACAUUUUUUAAGUAAACAAACUGCUUUUAUUGGAAGUAUUAGAGUUUACAUGCAUGACUUCACAGCAAUAGAAUACAAAGAGCAUUUCACCACUCAAUAUACUUUUUCUUUUUCUUUUUCUUUUUUUUUUUAAAUUGAGCCCCUGAGAAGCAAAAUGGUAAACAAGAUUGAUGGACUGUAUUGAAUAAAAUGUUUUUUGUUUUUUUGUUUUUAGAAUUUUGUCAUUCUGUUGUAAUAAUGCCUUUCACUCCAACAUACAAAAGUAUACAAUGUGUACAUCGUGUGUACAAUGAGAGCUCUCUCAUGCUCAUCUCCUCACAGUCAGUAGCGAUUUAUUGUCAUCAUGUUCAAGCGACACUGGUAAUGUUUUAUCAGUUUAUAUCAAGUGGUCUGACAUUUUUUCCAAAUUACAACUUCUCAAUUUCACGAUCAUGUUUUCUCGUAAUGUCUCAAACUAAUCGUCUAGAUCAGAUGAUUUGAUUGGAGGGACUCAUUUCAGCAAGGGUUACAAUCUGAGGAAAUGGGGAUUAGAACUGUAGCUUGGGCAUUAAUUGUGUGCUCUAAUUUUCUUGGAACAAUUUGCCUCAAACGUUUUGGGUUUUCAAGCUGAGCCAUAUACUGUACACCAUUUGGCAGGACAUUGUAGCCGAUAUACUGUAUGAUUGAUUGUCUGUUUUCAUUUUAACAAGUCUAUUACUUUGUUUUGUACCUGACUGAAUGAUGUGUGGCUUGAGAUGUUGAUUUUUUUUUUAUUAAUCUUUAUUUUUCAGCUGUUUUUCUCAGUUAUGUGCUGCUUAGCAGAUGAUACUUUGAGUUGUUUUAGUUAGUAUAGAGUAUCAUCCUCCUAUUCCUUAUUAACAAUGAAUUAAAAUGUAUAUCGAUUUAUCAAGUAGAUUUAUGCAUACUAUAACAUAAAUUUUAUGAGUAUAAUGGGCAAGGUCUUAAAGCUCAGGUGUUUAAUGGUAUUUGAGUGAUGGUCAAUGUCAUCCAUACGUCAACCUUUAUGAUUGCAAACGGGAAUAUUUGCUCAGUGAUCAACAGAAGGGGCUGAGAUGAACCUCUGUCUCUCUCACACCGCACCUAUCUACAGUAUCAUUGUAAUUCAUCCAUUCUUGUUUUCUUCUUCCCUCUUGUUAAAGCAGUUGCUUUUAGAAAGAUGUGUCAUGUGUAAGAAAAAAAAAUUGAUUUAUACGAAGCUGUUAUGUAAAUAUUUAUUUAAAUAAUAAACGUUUUAAAAUAU